Molecule: messenger RNA, 1482 nt
Organism: Miscanthus lutarioriparius
Lineage: Eukaryota; Viridiplantae; Streptophyta; Magnoliopsida; Poales; Poaceae
Source: the annotation of a GenBank genome assembly
AUGUACGCCAGGUGCGGCGUGCUGGAGGACGCGCGGAACGUGCUCGAUGGGAUGCCCGAGCGGAACGUGGUCUCGUGGACGGCAAUGAUCUCGGGGUAUUCUCAGAACGAACGGCCUGACGAGGCCUGGGAGCUGUUCAUCAUGAUGCUCAGAGCUGGAUGCGAGCCUAACGAAUUCACUUUGGCAUCCGUCCUUACCUCCUGUACUGGCUCUGAAGGCAUACACCAGGUCAAGCAAGUCCAUGCUUUUGCCGUCAAGACAAAUUUUGAGUUACACAUGUUUGUAGGGAGUUCCCUUCUUGACAUGUAUGCCAAGUCAGAGAAUAUCCAAGAAGCUCGUAGGGUGUUUGAUAUGCUUCCUGCAAGGGAUGUUGUUUCCUAUACCGCCAUUUUAUCUGGCUACACCCAACUGGGCCUUGAUGAGGAAGCCCUGGACUUGUUCAGGCAGUUGUACAAUGAGGGGAUGCAAUGCAACCAAGUUACAUUCACAGCCCUUCUCAAUGCAUUGUCUGGACUUUCUUCCAUGGAUUAUGGCAAGCAGGUUCAUGGGCUAAUCCUUCGUAGAGAGUUGCCAUUUUUCAUGGCUUUGCAGAAUUCUUUGAUUGAUAUGUACUCUAAAUGUGGCAAGCUGUUAUACUCACGAAGGGUAUUUGACAAUAUGCCUGAGAGAUCAGUAGUUAGUUGGAAUGCUAUGCUUAUGGGAUAUGGAAGGCAUGGCUUAGCACAUGAAGUUGUUCAGCUCUUCAGAUCUAUGCGUGACGAAGUGAAGCCUGACAGUGUUACUCUGUUGGCUGUUUUGUCUGGCUAUAGUCAUGGUGGUCUGGUUGAUGAGGGCCUUGAUAUGUUUGAUCAUAUAGUUAAAGAGCAGAGCACACUCCUCAAUAUUGAACAUUAUGGAUGUGUUAUUGAUCUUCUUGGACGUUCUGGACAACUUCAGAAGGCACUAAAUUUGAUAGAAAAGAUGCCAUUUCAACCAACUCGACCAAUUUGGGGUUCAUUGCUUGGUGCUUGUAGAGUUCAUACUAAUGUUCAUGUCGGCGAGUUUGUUGCGCAGAAGCUUCUUGACAUCGAACCGGAAAAUGCUGGCAACUAUGUGAUCCUUUCUAACAUUUAUGCUGCUUCUGGGAUGUGUGAGCGUUUCCACCCCAGGAAGGAAGAUAUAAAUGCUAAAAUUAAGGAGAUAUAUGUUGCUAUUAAAGCAGCUGGCUUUGUUCCUGACCUGAGCUGUGUGCUUCAUGAUGUUGAUGAUGAGCAGAAAGAACGUAUGCUUCUUGGCCACAGUGAGAAGCUGGCCAUAACUUUUGGACUGAUGAGUACUCCUUCAGGCACCAUCCAGGUUAUGAAGAAUCUUCGCAUCUGUGUUGACUGCCACAAUUUUGCAAAGUUUGUCUCAAAAGUUUAUGGAAGAGAGAUAUCCCUCAGAGACAAAAAUCGCUUUCAUCUAAUUACAGAAGGAGCAUGCACCUGUGGAGAUUACUGGUGA